Messenger RNA from Serpula lacrymans var. lacrymans S7.9, 453 nucleotides. RefSeq lists its product as uncharacterized. Lineage: Eukaryota; Fungi; Basidiomycota; Agaricomycetes; Boletales; Serpulaceae. The record is from RefSeq and is a predicted model, not a curated record. The coding region runs from base 1 to 453 and encodes 150 amino acids. The transcript is spliced from 4 exons.
AUGUCUUCUCCGAUGGACCAUCCAUAUGCCAAGCUGAAUCUUACCUGUGUGUGGUUAGAGACAAUGGUGUAUGGUGCCAACCAUGAGCAAAAUGAUGAAGCCGGGUUUGAGCUUUUUAACAAGGUACAACCCAACUGGCAAAAUGUAAAGAUAUGGGAGGCUUGGGGCAAGUAUGCACAAAGUCAGUUUGCUGAUAUAGAUGGGUCUGUGCCAAAGGAGAGCCUAUCAAGCAAGCAGAAAGAAAAGAUCAAGCUUUCACUUGACAACAAUGGAUAUCCCAUCCUUGUAUAUCAGGAUCUGUCUUCCCCAGCAACCUUUUCAGACCUACAGGUUAUCAUCAGGUCUUUCCUGAUGACACAUUACCAGAUUUCCAAUGGAAAUGCAAAGGCUUCAGUACCUUGGACCAGCCUUGCGGAGCGCCAGGGCGACUAUAUUGACUUGUCAAAGGGGUAA